AGCCUUGUCAAAGAAGAAAAAACUACGAGAAACGCACAAAGGUCCGGAGCAGUCGCUGGAGUUGUUGGGUGCGAUGUUCUGGCGGGAAGAGCAAGGGGGAACGGCUACCGCGCGGUUCGCGUCGCUUGCACUCCGCGCUCAGUCUCUCACCCGCGCUCGCCGUGAACGCACGCGCGCUCCGCUCAGUGAACGAAACGUGUAUCCAAUUUAAACUUGUGACAAAACUUAGUGCACGGACGUGAGUCUUAAGUGGAUCUCAGUGCAGUGUCAGUGACGUUCCAUUAUGAAUGUGUGCUUUAUGUGCUGAAACUAAUUACCCUCGUGUUUCUGGAAACUUAAGCCGAUGGUCCUCUUGAAUAGUAACAUGAAAAUAAAUGGUUCGUGAUAAUUAAGAGUUCAGGAUGACCAUAGACAGGGCUGGAAGGCCGCCUGCACCGCGGCGGGCCUCCUCAACCUACAGAAGCUACGAUGAACUCGGAAUCAUCGACAGAGGAAGACCGCUUCGGUACCGCCACGGUGGCAUAGAAGACCUCACAGGCUUAGAGUCCAGAACCUACAGAACAUACAACGCACAGGAUUUCGACGACAUCACCGUAAUCAGCUCUGAAGAGGUCCCAAAACCUAAGAGGAAAACGAUAGAAGGUUUCGCAAACGGUUUCAGAAGAACAUUUUCCGUACGAAGCAGAAGAGAGGAACCUGAAGGGAUUCCCAUGGACACUUUCAGUACUCAUGAGGAUAAUUUUGCUACAGUUAGAGGAGCGCCUUUUGGAAGGCGUCGCUCCUUGUCGCGUGAUAGAGGAAGCUCUUUACUCGCUAGGAGUUCUUCGGAAGGGGAUGUGAGGCCGGUGCCUGUCCGGGCUCCGGCGCCGGCGCCUCGGCUCCACCGCUGUCUCCGCGCCCUCGGCGGCAGCUGGAAGAACCUUUUACUACUGGGCGGAAUGUCGCGCGGCGGCGCCGCCGCCGGCAAAACGGCCACGGCGAAGCGCGUCCCGCCGCCCGCCGUGCCCGGCGACGCGUUCAGCCCGCAACACCGACACUCCGGCUCGUCCUUCGGUUCGCAGGGAUACGCUUCGUGCGAGGAACAACCGUAUCCACAACCGCCUGACACACCGUCCCACACUCGAGAUGACCACUCCGAUUACGGCAGCACCGUGUCCGGAGUCUCCGGUGUCUCGGGCGCCAGCGGGAGCCUGGGCAAGAGCCCUGCGGGCGGGGGCACGUUCACCUUCCCCCCGCCGUCGCAGCCCCUCACGCAUAAGGCGGCGGUGUACUAUCACCAUCAGCUAGCACUUAGUGAUGACCAGGGGAUUGACAUGACGCAGAGUCCCGGUCGUGACAGCCCAGGUUCUUCCUCCGGCUCGGCCGGAUCCGGAUCCAGGCACUCUUCAGCAUCGCUGGACAGCGGACGUGCGUCAGGCCGGAUGCCACACCAUCACCACGCGGCUUGUCACUGUGGAGACACUGCUGACCGAGUUAGAGCUAUGAUCGCUCAGGGACUUCCUGACCCCGACAUCAUCCACGCCUGGCUAGCAGACCUGCAGAUGGAAGAAUACGCUCGCCUCUUCAUCGAAGCUGGCUACGACCUGCCCACGGUCACCAGGAUGACCCCCGAGGACCUCACGGCGGUGGGCAUCAAGAAACCAAACCAUAGGAAGCGGUUAAAGGCAGAGCUGGCUAACCUGAACGUGCCGGACAACCUUCCUGAUUAUAUACCGGGUUCUUUAGAAGAAUGGCUGCGGCUGCUAAGGCUGGAGGAGUACGGGCCCGCGCUCGUGGCGCAGGGGUAUCGCACGGUCCAUGACGUCACGCAACUGGCUUGGGAGGAUCUAGAAGACAUGGGCAUAGUUCGUCUCGGACACCAAAAGAAAAUCCUCCUGGCCAUCAAAAGAGUAAAAGAUAUUAGGGCAGGAAAGAGGAGCAUCAGCAACCAAGGGUCCUUGGACUUUACCAGAAUACAGCCCGGACAGGAUUUAUAUCCGAGGGAGCUGCAUUACCAGCCUUGGCAGACACAUGAGCGGAGUUACCAUAAACCUCCCGACCUUACCUUUGACGCCCUACCGACGCCCCUAUGUGGCACAGAUUUGGUCCCCAUUCAGAUCCGUCACCCUCGCGGGAAAUCUCUAGAAAGUCUCGAAGACCCGUCGGAGCGGUCCUCGCACACGACGUUCUCCCCCGAAGGCUUCUACUACGGCGCGGGGCAGUGGCGCCGCUCGUACGACGACGGAGACAUCACUCCCACCAACGACAGCUACGAGGGCGGCGGGACUCUGCCCCGUCCGCGGGGGCUCGUGCGCCCGCGGCCCGUCGCCAAGAUAGCCGCCACGCCCGCCUACAGGGAGAAGUCGCCCGACUACACGUACGACGAGAUCGCGUACUCCGCGCGGUUGCAGCGCGUGGCGUACGGCGCGAGUCCGCACGUGGCCCGGAAGCCGCCGCCGGAGCCGCCGAAGCGGCAGUCCUCCCAGUACGCGCCGUUCAGCCGCUUCGGACAGACGACGGUGGAGAUCCACCCGGAGAAGAGCCUGCCGCUGAGCCUGCCGGCCUACCCCAGCUCGGACUCGCUGUCCGUGUCGCUGGACGUGGAGGGCGCGGGGCUGCUGCCGCCGCCGCCCGCGCCCGCCAGCCCGCGGCGGUGCUACGACGACGACAAGUGCCGCACCGGCUCCGACGCUAGCUUUAAGUCGAGUUCGAGUACAGAAUCGGACAGCAUUCCAUUCGCGAACGAGAACGCGGGUACGAUAAAGCAGAACCGCGGCCAAAUCGCCGGCCGACCGCACACGGUCGACUACGGCCGAACGGGCAUCGGGCUUACCAACCUCCCGCCGAGAAACCCUGACAUCAAACCGACCACACCACACACACUCCCGGAGAAAGACGAGGGAAAAAGUACAGAGCCAGUAGAUGUACUCAACGAUAUUGGCAACAUGUUGGCCAACCUGACGGACGAAUUAGACGCCAUGCUUGAAGAAGAGAAACGUCAAGGUCUUACCGAUUCGUAAAAAUAAUAGAGAUGUGUCUAUAAACCGAUAAUGUUUUUUGAUUUACUAAAAAAAAUUAAAUGAUUCGCGGGUUUCUAGAUUUUCUACAAUAUGAAUUGAAUUUGAAUGAAAUUGGAAAUAUGUUAAAUUGAAUUCCAAAGAUUUGCUGUCUAGGUCAAUGUAAUGAAUUGGGAUUGUUUUUCUAUUUUGUUAAUUGGAGCUAAAAACAUAAUUUACAUCGGCAAUAAUUACAUCAGUAGAUACGAAUAUUUCUUUACUUACUUAUCACGAAAUCGCAUCUUGCCAAUAGGUAUAUAUUUGUGUAAUCAAAAUAAAUCACUACCUGCCUGUAUUACAAUACAUUAUUACUUUUCUACAAAAAAUAUUAUAUGUUAUGAACUGUAAUUUAUUGCGUUAUAAAAUACGAUCUUUAACACUGCGAACUGCGCAGUAGUUGAUUAAAAUAGAUUACUCAUAUUAAUUUUCUUUAAGGCCUGUUUGCCGAACUGUAAAUAAAACUUAUAAAAGUCUCCUCCCAUUUUUAUUUAAUAUUGUGUGUUUAUAUUGUUUUUUAUUAUGUAUUUAAAUUAAUUAACGAUAGUUCCUUGUUUAACAUUUAAAAAUACAUAUAUGUGUUUCGUUUCAUUGAAAAUUAGAUAUAGACGAAUCCAAAAACAGAUGAAAGUGUCUAUUUUUGUAAAUAUUGUUUUACUUAAAUUAUGACAUAAUAGAUACAAAAUAUUAUCCAGUAGCUAGAUUUCCAUGUACAAUAAAAUUGUAGAGUACUUGGGUAUGAUGUAGGAUUUAUUAGUUAGAAUUUAUACAAAAUAUUAGCACUAGUUGAUAGAGUGACAUUAGGGAUUAUUAUAAUGACAAAAUGUAUCAUAGACAUUCGUAUAAAAUAGCGAUAGACCUCAUAGUAAUUGUAUAACACAACCUCUGUAUACAUGGACAUGCUCAUUCGCUUUACACUUCCUAAUUUUUUAAAACCUACUGCUUUGGCAACACAGUUUCAGCUUUCGAUAUGAUCUAAAAGAACUCCUGAACAUGUUUCUUACGUUUGUAUACAAAAUUAAAAAUACUACUACCAAAAAAAUACGAUCUCCUGUACUUUGUAACUGUUCCAUGUCCACAUAGAACGUGAUAUCUAGCGGCCAUACAAUAAAAUAAAUAGGUAAUCGAAGGUAGUUUUCACAACAUUAGUGAUGUGACAAAGGCAUCGGUUUAUCGGUUUUUAUGGCCGUUGUCGCAUCACUACAGUAGUCGAUAUAGUUAUGUCUAACACUGCCUUACCUAUUAGAUACUCGUGAUACUAACAUCGUGUACGUUUAAAACAAAAUAACUUUCAUACUAAAACGUAGCGCAAUAUGAAGUACGCAUUAAGCUUAACUCUGUAAAUAUCUGUAAUAUGAAUCAGUGUUUCUACAUUUAUAAUUCAGUCUUCUUUAAUAACAGCUCGUAUUUAGAAGUUUUGUAUACCUGCCUAUGAUAAGAUAGAAGUGUAACCCUUGUUUAGCCGUCACAAUAUCUGUUAAUGUGGCCAGAUAAUAAGAAAUCUUGGAAAAAUGUACUAAAACACACCCAACGUGUCAGUAGCAAAAGGCGCCAAACCAAUUUUCUUGGGACUCUCUACGACUCUUCCCGUAUUUUUUUUGAUUGCCGCCUUUUUCUACUAACAAGUUCAUAUGCCAGAGUACAUGUCUAAUAAGCUAAUAACUUAUUUGAUGAUAGAACGAAACCUCGAUUGUUUAAAAGUAAGAUUCUAACCUGAUACUUGAUUAUCUGAACCUUGUGUACCUAGGUACUUUUAUUAGUAUCUUGUCUGUGGUCAAUAUACAAUGUGGUUUCUCCACUAAAAGUUUAGAUUUUCGCUGAAAAAGAAGGAUAAUGAACAAGUGGGAAUUCUAGUUAAUGUUUUAUAUAUUUUUCGGGAAGUUAUCCAUCCCUUUACUCCAUAAUUUUCUGAAUUUUUCGAAAAUAUACCUAAUAAAUCCAUGGGUUUAUAUUUUUAAACUUUUAGUGGCUAAACUAUACUUUAUUCAAUAACUGGAAGGUGCUAGACCUGUUACAGGAGUAAGUUCUUUUGAUUUUUUCACAAUUUACUUUCAACAUGUUCUGCGUCGAACUAGUCAAAAUUAAAAGUGACGGCAACCGAACGCCUUGUUCUGAGCAGCUUAUUACAUUCUUAUUUAAUAGUUGAGUUCUUAUUUGAAUAAAUAUAUUUGUAAUAUUCUA
Messenger RNA from Leguminivora glycinivorella, 5213 nucleotides. RefSeq names its product caskin-2 (gene ckn). Bases 402 to 2999 code for a protein of 865 amino acids. Gene Ontology annotation, biological process: cell surface receptor protein tyrosine phosphatase signaling pathway; axonogenesis. Gene Ontology annotation, molecular function: signaling adaptor activity; protein phosphatase binding. The record is from RefSeq and is a predicted model, not a curated record. Gene Ontology annotation, cellular component: axon; focal adhesion. NCBI's taxonomy places the organism in Eukaryota, Metazoa, Arthropoda, Insecta, Lepidoptera, Tortricidae. The transcript has 11 exons.